AUGCCAUUCAAAACGCUUCCCAGUGAUCUCAGAAGUCAAGUUAAUGCUGUGGUGAAGGCAUACUCUCCUAGUGAAAAAGUGUUUCUACAUUUGGUCGAUUAUUAUGAAACAGAGCUCGUCGCAAGAUCGGCGCCUGACAACAAGAAGAGAAAGUUCGACAAUUCUGGAUCUGUGGCCGACGUUUCGGCAUUGCCAGAGAGUUUAGAGGGAUUGCAAAUCAUUCUUCAACUCCCAGAUCUUUCAGUGCAAUCGCCUUUUAGAAAAAAAGUGAACAUGGUGAUAGGAGCUUACACAGAUAAGGAGCCACUUCUAGCGUUCACUAAGUCGAUCAAGACGAGGCCGGAAUUCAUACUUGAUGAUCUUAGUGAUGGUAAUGUGGAGUUUGCUACGAUUCUUCAAGUUCCGGAUAAAAAACCAUUACGUAUGCUUCUUAUAGCGUAUAAAAAGAAUUUGGGUCAUCUCUACAAAGAUGGUACCCUAUUGGUUCAAUUCAAUAACGACAUACUUACUGAACAGUUUGGUCCUGUUUUACAAAAUAUGAAUCUUACCGAGUUUCUUCUGAGGCAAUUUGCUGUAUUUAAGUUAUUAAUAGUGGAUGGCACUACUGAGGAUGUUUUCUUCGUCCAUACAUACAUUGGAAAUAAGGAAGGACAUCUCUAUUUUCUUCCUGACCAUAUGAUUUUUGGAUUCAAAAAGCCUAUUCUUGUCUUCAAAACAUCGGAUAUCAUCUCUGUUACUUAUACAUCGAUUACAAGAAAUACAUUCAACGUUUCUCUUGAUGUUAGGACUGGUGAAGAAGGAGAAGAAGCUGGUGAGAAAAUCGAGUUCUCUUUAGUUGAACAGGGAGAGUUUGAGAAGAUAGAUCAGUACGUGAAGAGCAAGAAGUUUGAGGAUCGAUCAAUGGCUGAGGAAUUAAAGGCACAGAGGCAAUUGAAAAGUAAGAACGAUAAGGCUGGUGCUCUUAGUGAAGCAGCCAAGUUAGUUCCUGGGGGAGAGAAGAUUAUGGGAGAUGUCGAUGAUGAUGACGAUGAAGAGUUUGAUGCUAACUAUGAAAGUGACGGAGAUGGAUUGGACGGAGAUGACGAGGAUGACGAGGAUGACAAGGAUGACAAGGAUGACAAGGGAGGAAACAACGGUCAUAACGAUGAUGAUGAUGAUGAUGAUGAUGAUGACAUCGACGACAAUGAUAACGAUAUCGCCGAUUACACAGACAUUAAUCUCGAACAAGAACUUAAAGACCUUCAGGACGAUUUAGACGACGACGACUAUCUCAAAAUGGCCGACUAUGGAAUGCCUAAUUAG
Brettanomyces nanus is the source of this 1302-nucleotide messenger RNA. RefSeq lists its product as uncharacterized. The transcript has a single exon. Gene Ontology annotation, molecular function: histone binding; nucleosome binding. Bases 1 to 1302 code for a protein of 433 amino acids. The record is from RefSeq and is a predicted model, not a curated record. NCBI's taxonomy places the organism in Eukaryota, Fungi, Ascomycota, Pichiomycetes, Pichiales, Pichiaceae.